This is a messenger RNA of Erythranthe guttata (spotted monkey flower), 1415 nucleotides long. Its product is annotated as Aldolase-type TIM barrel family protein. Gene Ontology annotation, biological process: tRNA dihydrouridine synthesis. Lineage: Eukaryota; Viridiplantae; Streptophyta; Magnoliopsida; Lamiales; Phrymaceae. Gene Ontology annotation, cellular component: cytoplasm. The record is from RefSeq and is a predicted model, not a curated record. Gene Ontology annotation, molecular function: flavin adenine dinucleotide binding; tRNA dihydrouridine synthase activity.
GUAAUAAUUACCAAAUGUGCCUGUACCCAAAUAAUUUACCGGGUAAAGUUUUCCUUUCUUCAGGUUUCGGCGGCUCGACCGCCGGAGACGGGAAAUCAUAGCCGCGGUACUGAAAUUUUUGGGACCAAAACCCGACCCGACCCGAUUAGUUACCUAUCUUCCAAGUUAUACUGGGUCGAUCGAUGUACGGUUCCUCCAUUGCCGGGAUGGAGAUUGAUUACAGGAACAAACUUGUCCUUGCCCCAAUGGUCCGAGUUGGCACGCUGCCGUUGAGGAUGCUGGCUGCUGAAUACGGCGCCGACAUCACAUACGGGGAGGAAAUUAUCGAUCACAAGCUCCUCAAAUGCGAGCGACGAAUCAAUGAUGUACUUGGGACUGUUGAUGUGGUGGAGAAAGGAACGGAAAGUGUUGUUUUCCGAACAUGCCCCGAAGAAAGAAGUAGGGUGGUGUUUCAGAUGGGAACUUCGGAUGCUGUCAGGGCUCUCCGUGCUGCCCAAAUUGUGUGUAUGGAUGUUGCUGCGGUGGAUAUAAAUAUGGGUUGCCCCAAGGCGUUUUCUAUUAGUGGUGGAAUGGGUGCGGCAUUAUUGUCUAAACCGGAGCUUAUUCAGGAUAUUCUGACAACAUUGAAAAGGAACCUUGACGUACCAGUAACAUGCAAGAUCCGCCUAUUACAAUCACCCAAAGAAACUGUUGAACUAGCACGCAGAAUUGAGAAAACUGGUGUUUCUGCUCUAGCUGUCCAUGGAAGGAAAGUUGCCGAUAGGCCAAGAGAUCCAGCUAAGUGGAGUGAAAUUGCUGAUGUUGUAGCCGCAGUUUCUAUCCCAGUUAUAGCAAAUGGCGAUGUAUUUGAGUACGAAGAUUUUAAACGCAUUAGAGUCGCAACAGGUGCUUCAUCUGUAAUGGCUGCCAGAGGUGCACUUUGGAAUGCUUCCAUGUUUUCUCCUAAAGGAAAAUUACCAUGGGAAGAUGUCAAAAUCGAGUAUCUUAAGAAGAGCAUCUUAUGGGAUAAUGAUAUGAAGAGCACGAAAUACACGUUGAAGGAAAUGAUAGCCCACUAUUCUUGUCUCGAAUUACCCGAGGGGAAAGCUAUAAACAAGUCUGAUACUUUGGCUGACCUUGCACGACUUUACGAGGAAGACAAGUACUACGAGCACGUUAACAAAAGUCGUGGAAGAAGUAGAUGACAUCAUCAGAAUAAUCUCUUCGGGUGCAGAUUCUGAUGUUGUAUUAGCUCAUCUUAGUAAAUUCAUUGCAAAAUAUAUUCUUAUAGCCAUUUUAGUCAAAAUUUUAUUGCGUUUGCACGAACACUGCUUGACGGUGUCGAACGAUACAUUCUUUUCAGAAUUACUGUUAUUGUUUGUAAUAAAAAAAAUAAUUUAAAAGAAAAAAGGAAGAAAGAACACUAUCGGAUUGCA